GGCGCCUCCCUUCCUCGGUGGACUUCCGCCCUGGCUCAACAUGGCAGCCGCGGGCACGAUGCCCAGAGAGGGGCGGGGCUUCUCGGCAGUCGAACGGAGCUCUAGACAGAGAGAGACGCUCCUCCUUUCUUUUCUUCCCAACGCCCAGGGUCCGCCAAUGGGAAUCCGCCUCCCUCCCUGACGUCAUCAGUCUCCGGGCAGAAUCUCCCCCGGCCCUUUCCUUAACGGCCAUUCCCGGGACCUGAGGGCCAAUCUUUACCUCAGCUUGAAGGGUGGAAAGAACAUUGGAUGCAAAAAGGAAAGAGGAAAUGUGAUUUUGGGCUGAGAAUUUUGGAGUAGAGCCUGUGGAGGGAUUUCCUUCCCUUGAAAGAAAGAAGAGGAGGAAAAACAUCUUGGAUACGGUUGGGUUCUUCACCAGAGUGGUUCCAACAUGGAGAGACCCAACUCACGUGGGCCUGAAGCAGGACCUGGGGGCAGUGGGGAGUCCUGGGAAAGAACCAGACAUGAGUCCCUGAGUGUGGACCUUGACAGCUCGGACACACAGCGCCAGCGCUUCAGGCAGUCCUCCUACCAAGAGGGUGAAGGACCCAGAGGGGUUUGCAGUCGUCUCCACGACCUGUGCCGCCAGUGGCUGAAGCCAGAGCAGCACACCAAGGCCGAGGUGCUGGACCUGGUGACCCUGGAGCAGUUCCUGAGCAUCCUGCCCCCAGAGAUGGGGAGCUGGGUCCGAGAGUGUGGGGCAGAGACCUGUUCCCAGGCGGUGGCCCUGGCGGAAGGCUUCCUCCUGAGUCGGGCCAAGGACAAGGAGCAGGAAGGACAGGCCCCUAAUAAUAACUCCAUGGAAGUCCCUGCACCAGAGGAAUCUCCACCAGACACCACCCAGAGUCUCAGGCAGAAGGAGCUGAAGCGGGAAGGAGACGGCGCUGCCGCCUUGCAGGGUAAUUUAUUUAUUUAUUUAUUUCCAGUAUUUCUAUUCCACCCUUCUUUCUCACCCCGAAGGGGACUCAGGGCGGAUCACAUUAUACACACAUAGGGCAAACAUUAAAUGCCCAUAAACACAUCAAACAGAGACAGACAGACGCAGAGGCAAUUUAUCCUUCUUCUGAGGAUCUAUUCGAUUCUGGCCACGGGGGGAGCAGCUGCUUCAUCAUCCACUCUGACAGCACUUCCUCAUUCCAGGUCAUAAAUUAGUUAAACUUGCCUCCCCACUUUCAUAAGUGACACCUUAUUUCCUACUUGAUAGAUGCAACUAUCUUUCGGGUGGCUAGGUCAGCAACGAGCAGGGGCUAUUUUUUAUUUUUAAUUGACGGGUGCUCACCCCGCCACGGGCUGGCCUCGAACUCAUGACCUCAUGGUCAGAAUGAUUUAUUGCAGCUGCUCAACAGCCUGUGCCACAGCCCAGGUAAGAAGGAACUCUUCUGGGAGUUUUGGGGGUUUUGUGCCAGUGGAAAUCCCACUUUGGGGGGAUGAGUGCACACCCACAGUUUGAGCUUCAGAACAUGAACACGCAGGAUCAUUUGGCCUUGAGAUGGAUAUAUAUCCUUAACUCGUGUCCUUUGUAUGAUAUUUUAUGGUCUUUAAUAUGUAUUUUAUAGAAAUGCAGUUUUAAUGUGGAUCUUUUAUAGAAAUACGUAUUUUUGUUGAAUUUUGGCAAUGUUCAUGUUUUUAAAAUUUUGUGGUAACCUGCCUCGAGCUGCAAGGAGAGGCAAGUAAAAAUGAAAUUAUUAUUGUUAUUACUCCUACUGCUACUACUGCUAUUGUUAUUGUUAUAUGUCAGCAUUGGGUUGCUAGAGGUGUAACUUCAGUUUGAUUUGCAGUUUUCUUUCUUGCAAUAGAACUGAAAAUGCAGCCCUUCAGUGUCUUCCCAGGUGGGACCCUAAGCUGAGCCGAGCCCUGAAACUGAGAUGGAAGAUAAAAAGACAGGAAAGAAUCACUUUAGUCAAUUGAAACACCAAGCCCAGUGCUAGUUUCACUCGAAUAUCCUCACAGCACUGCUUGCGAGAUAAAGUCCUAAACCCUCACAUUGUACAUCUUCUUGGGCUGUUGAAUGCACCUGUGUUCUUAGGGCCGUUUCCUCAUUGGUUUCUUUAUAGGACUGCAAUGGUCACCUCUGAGGCCUGUUUCUGUGACCAGCU
Molecule: messenger RNA, 2135 nt
Organism: Anolis carolinensis (green anole)
Lineage: Eukaryota; Metazoa; Chordata; Lepidosauria; Squamata; Anolidae
Product: zinc finger protein 24-like
Exons: 3
Coding region: 431-1033 (200 amino acids)
Source: RefSeq, a predicted model, not a curated record